AUGGCACCAAUUGCGCUUGCUGACACUUUGUCGAAAGAGAUGGCAGGGGUAAAGACGAAACCAUUGGCGACAGUGUCAGAAGUAUCUGCGAUUGAGGGAAUCCAGACUGCCCUCGCCGCUGCACAAGCUCGAUUCGAGAAUGCGAAUCCGAACUCGAAAAACCAGCAUGAUCGAGCCGUGAAGAGUCUACCAGGAGGCAACACACGGUCAUUGCUCCAUACAUCGCCCUUUCCACUCAGCAUGAAGUCCGGGAAAGGGCCAUAUGUGUUUGACGAAGACGACCACAAGUAUCUUGAUUUUGUGGGCGAAUUAACGGCCGGCAUAUAUGGACAUUCGCACCCGGUGAUCAGAGAAGCCAUUCUGUCCACCUUCGACAACGUGGGAUUGAAUCUUGGAUCAACCACAGUCCAAGAAGAACGCCAUGCUUCAUUAAUGUGCGAGCGUUUCAAUGUUGACUCCAUCCGAUUCACAAACUCUGGCACAGAAGCCACCACGCACGCGCUGGCUGCUGCCCGAAGGUUCACGGGACGUAGAAAGGUCGUCGUCUUCAAUGGUGGCUACCACGGGGCUGUAUUCUCAUUCGGCUCUGGAAUAGCCCAGAACAACGUGGACCUCGAUGACUGGGUCCUUGCUAGGUACAACGACAUUGCAUCGGCCAGGACUGCCAUUGAGGGAACAUCAGGGCUGGCAGCCGUCCUUGUCGAGGGGAUGCAAGGCGCCGGAGGCUGUAUUCCAGCCACCAAAGAUUUCAUGCUCGCGGUCCAGGAGUCGGCUAAGAAGGCCGGAGCAGUCUUCAUUCUCGAUGAAGUUAUGACCUCCCGACUUGCACCUGGCGGACUCCAGAGUAUUCUGGGUCUGAAGCCGGAUAUGACCACAUUGGGCAAGUAUCUCGGCGGCGGGUUCGCCUUCGGCGCGUUUGGCGGCCGAGCGGACGUCAUGUCAGUCUACGACCCUCGCAACAAGGACUCGCUGGCUCAUUCAGGCACCUUCAACAAUAACACCAUGACCAUGCAUGUUGGCCACGCAGGACUGUCCAAAAUCCUGACCCCAGAGGUCAACAUCGAAUUCAAUGCGAUGGGUGACGCGUUUCUUGAGAAACUACGGACCAUCACGAAAGGAACGAAAUGCUGCUUCACAGGCCGAGGGGCCAUCUUGGCGGUCCAUUUCACGCCCACGGGUGCGCAAGAUAUCAACUGUGUUGACGAGGUGGAGGAGGACUUGGAGUUGAAAGAUCUCUUCUGGUUUGAGAUGCUGGAAAAAGGAUACUGGAUCACCAGACGAGGCUCGAUUGCAUUGAUCCUGGGAACACCUCAAGAAGAGCUGGAUAGGUUCGUCAGAUGCGUUGAAGAUUUCCUUGACAGGCAUCGAUCAAUCGUGGUGACCACGGCUUAG
Messenger RNA from Capronia coronata CBS 617.96, 1392 nucleotides. Its product is annotated as glutamate-1-semialdehyde 2,1-aminomutase. The transcript has 3 exons. The coding region runs from base 1 to 1392 and encodes 463 amino acids. The record is from RefSeq and is a predicted model, not a curated record. Lineage: Eukaryota; Fungi; Ascomycota; Eurotiomycetes; Chaetothyriales; Herpotrichiellaceae. Gene Ontology annotation, molecular function: transaminase activity; pyridoxal phosphate binding.